UCCUUCACUCUCACUCAUUCAAUCUCUCAUAGUGUAGUUCUUCCUAUCUAUCUAUCGCCUGUAACAACUACCAAUACUAUCUCACAAGCAGGCUUUUUUGGCUCUCAUUUCAAUCUGUCUCUGUAGUUUCCCUCCUAUAUAUAUAUAUAUAUAUAUAUCGCCUGCAACUACCACUACUACCUGGCGAUUAGCGACUACUAGUUACCCUCUUCUCAGUCCUCUCAAACUGAUAGGGAGUAGUUAGGAUACUACCGAAGGGAUCGAAAAUAUGGAACUCCCAGAGACCCAGGGAAGCACCCUGUCAGAUGCCUGGGACUACAAGGGCCGCCUCGCUGGGAGAUCCAAAACAGGCGGCUGGACCAGUGCAGCCAUGAUCCUAGGUGUGGAGAUGUGCGAGAGGCUAACGACGCUAGGCAUAGGCGUGAAUUUAGUCACUUACUUGACGGACACCAUGCAUUUGGGCAACGCCACCGCUGCCAACACCGUUACCAACUUCUUGGGCACCUCCUUCCUGCUUUGCCUCUUUGGCGGCUUCAUCGCCGAUACCUUUCUCGGCAGGUACCUCACCAUAGCCAUCUUCGCCGCAGUACAAGCCACAGGUGUAACGAUAUUGACGAUAUCCACCGUGAUCCCAACCUUGCGACCACCGAGCUGCGCCGGCGCCGCCGCCGGGGGUUCCUGCCUCCAGGCAAGCGGAUUACAACUGUCGGUGCUAUACAUCGCGCUGUAUCUCACAGCCCUCGGUACCGGCGGUGUGAAAGCAAGUGUAUCUGGAUUCGGGUCAGACCAGUUCGAUGAAUCAGACCCGAAAGAGAAAACCCAGAUGUUGAGGUUCUUCAACUGGUUCUUCUUCUUCAUAAGCAUCGGAUCUCUGGCAGCAGUGACCAUCUUGGUUUACAUUCAAGACGACCUGGGUAGGUACUGGGGUUACGGUACCUGUGCCACGGCGAUCCUUCUCGGACUCCUGAUUUUUCUAUCGGGCACGAGACGGUACCGAUUCAAGAACCUGGUUGGGAGCCCACUCACUCAUAUCGCUACCGUGUUCGUGGCUGCUUGGAGGAAGAGAAAGAUGGAGUUACCGUCCGAUCCAUCAUUACUGUACGACGCUCACGAGAGUGAGAACAAUGAGGAGAUGAAGAAGAGGAAGAAGCAGAGGCUUCCUCACAGUAAACAGUUCCGUUUUCUAGAGAAGGCAGCGAUCAAGGAGGCCGACGCGGACCAAGGUUGGGGUGUAGUAAAUAAAUGGCGAUUACAGACACUAACAGAUGUGGAAGAAGUGAAGAUGGUGAUAAGAAUGGUACCCAUAUGGGCCACCACCAUAAUGUUCUGGACGGUGUACGCCCAGAUGUCGACGUUCUCUGUAUCUCAGGCGACCACCAUGGACCGCCACAUCGGCAGUUCCUUCCAAAUCCCACCAGCCUCCCUUACCGUCUUCUUCGUGGGCAGUAUCCUCCUUACCGUCCCCAUCUACGACCGACUCAUCGUACCCCUUGCCCGUCACUUCUCCCACAACCCACAAGGCCUCACCCCCUUGCAACGUAUCGCCGUUGGCCUAGUGUUUUCCAUCCUCGCUAUGGUGGCGGCGGCGCUCACAGAGCUGAAGAGACUGAAGGCGGCGAGAUCACAUGGCUUGACGGAUGAUCCGAAGGCCAUGAUCCCUUUAAGUGUGUUUUGGCUGGUCCCACAGUUCUUUUUUGUGGGGGCAGGGGAGGCUUUCACUUACAUUGGCCAGCUGGGUUUCUUUCUAAGGGAGUGUCCCAAAGGGAUGAAGACUAUGAGCACGGGCAUGUUCUUGACCACGCUCUCGCUUGGGUUCUUCUUGAGUUCAUUGCUGGUCUCUAUAGUGCACAAGGUGACCGGGAACGGGAAUCCAUGGUUGCCUAAUAACUUGAACCAAGGGAGGCUCUACAAUUUUUACUGGCUGUUGGCGGUUCUGAGUGGGGUGAAUCUGGGUUUGUAUCUGGUAGCUAGUAGAGGGUACGUGUACAAGGAGCGUAGGUUGGCGGAGGAGGGGAUUGUAUUGGACGAAACUGAGGCCACUUGUCAUGCUUAAGUUAGCUCAAAGAAGAAAUUUUAGGGUUUUCUUGCUUGUUGUCUGGCUAGUGGUUCGUCGCAUCAGCCAUGAGCAUUCAGACAUGUUCACAUGCCAAUGCUUUGCGUAGCUUGUGCCAGACGGAUAUUUGUGAGUGGAGAGUGGAGCGGAUCCUAAUCCCUGCUCCUUAUCUGCUUCCCUUUGGGAAUUGUUACGGGUGUCAGGGUAUGGCCUCUUGGGCCACAAAAUCUGCGGAUGAUCUGGGCGCAUACCAGCCAUAUAUUCUGAUGCAUGUUUUCAGUAGGACUCACCGCUACAUGGGGCUCUAGCUCUGGCAAAUAUCUGCAAAUUGGGUAAAAGAGAUUUUAGUCAUUCGGGGUUAAAUAUAGUAUGUACAUUAAGAAAAAGUUACAUAAAAAAUUGUUGCAAAA
Macadamia integrifolia is the source of this 2463-nucleotide messenger RNA. RefSeq names its product protein NRT1/ PTR FAMILY 6.3. Lineage: Eukaryota; Viridiplantae; Streptophyta; Magnoliopsida; Proteales; Proteaceae. Gene Ontology annotation, molecular function: nitrate transmembrane transporter activity. The transcript is spliced from 4 exons. Gene Ontology annotation, biological process: response to nitrate; oligopeptide transport; transmembrane transport. The record is from RefSeq and is a predicted model, not a curated record. Bases 269 to 2053 code for a protein of 594 amino acids. Gene Ontology annotation, cellular component: membrane.